This is a messenger RNA of Drosophila suzukii, 1546 nucleotides long. RefSeq names its product Accessory gland protein 26Aa (gene Acp26Aa). Gene Ontology annotation, cellular component: extracellular region. Gene Ontology annotation, biological process: mating. The record is from RefSeq and is a predicted model, not a curated record. NCBI's taxonomy places the organism in Eukaryota, Metazoa, Arthropoda, Insecta, Diptera, Drosophilidae.
AGUUUUUCAAACUUUAAGUAGUAGCAGUUUCUUCGAGAUGAGAGUGGUAUUCCUUUGUUUUGCAGUUCUACUUUUGCUGGUUAACGAUGCAGUAGCACAGCAACAUGAUCCACCUGUGAGCGGUUUUCCAAAAAGUGCUUUGACACCCCAGAAUGUCACAUCCAAGAGCGAAUCUUUGCAAAAAGAUUCUUCCAAGAAAGAUACAAUGAAGAGCGAUUCUUCUGUGCUUUUAAAAGAACCAUCUAAAAAAGACUUGACGCACAAUGAUUUUACUAUUCCCAAAAACGAUUUAACGAUCAGUAAAUCUCCUAGAAGUGAUUGGAAAUAUUCACGUGUGAGAGACUUACCCCUAGAAGAUGAUCCGAAUGCUGAUUUGACACCCCAAAAUGUUUUACCCAAGAUUGAAUCUCUGGAAAAAGAACCUCCCACAAAAGCUAUGAUAAGUAGCGAUUCUUCUUUGCUUUUAAAAGAACCAUCUAAGAAAAUCUUGACGCAUAAUGACUCUAUAUUACCCAAGAACGAUUCAACGAAAAGUAAUUCAUCUAAGAGUGAUUCUUGGAAAUAUUCAAGUGUGAGCGAUUUACCCCUAGAAGAUGAUCCGAAUGUUGACUUGACACGCCAGAAUGACUUACCCAAGAGCGAAUCUCUGCAAAAAGAUUCUUCCAAGAAUGAUAUGAUGGGGAGCGAUUCUUCAGUGCCUUUGAUAGAACCAUCUAAGGAAGCCUUGACGCACAAUGGUUUAAUUUUCCCCAAGAACGAUUCACCGAUAAGUAAUUCUCCUAAAAGUGGUUUGAAAUAUUCACGUGUUGACGACUUACCGCUAGAAGAUGAUCCGAAUAGAGAUUCCUUGCUGAAUGGUACAUCGGCAAAUGGUUCUCUAAAAAAAGAUCCUGCGUUGAACAACAAAACCAAAUCGGAUUUCUUACUAGUAGUUCCAAGUGAAAGUAGUAUAGAAAAUGACCUGGACAAUGAUGUCCCUUUAACUGAACAACUUUUAUCACCAACUUCUGAGACAGUCAAGGCGUUCAAAAUGAGGUUGCUGGAAGAGCACUCUAAAACGGAGCAUUUACAGAAUCAGUCAGGAAACUUACUAAAGGAAAUUCUAGUUAGCAAUUCUGUAGUCCUUAAAGUUCAAGAGCUAAGCCAUAAUUUGGUGGGAGAGAUGAAUGAAGUGAAUCGCAAGCUGCUGGAGAUUCAUUUGCAGUUGGAAAAUGUCCAAAAGCAGUUGAAGAGGUGCCAGGGAAGACUCACUGGUGAUGUUCUACUCCAGAUUGCCGAUCACGAGUCCAAUAGGUUGGUCAAGGAGGAGCGGGAGCCCAUCAUCAGGUAUAGCCAUCGGAAUAGGUACCUAAAAUUGCUAAGGGAUCUGCGGCGAAAGGUCAAGACCGAAAUCCAGAAAAUCACCCGACUAGUUGAGGAUACAACCACAACCAUGAAGCCCACUCCGGGGAUGUUCCCAACUCUACCUUGGUGAUAGUCAUUGUAAAAACGUAGUUUUUAUUCAAAUACAAAUGCAAAAAAAAAACAAACACAUACCGAUAUUACU